CAAAAAGCUAAAAGCAAUGGCCACUGCGAUGUCUUACUCUUCUCAAAACCAUCGAUUCGAGCACCAAACCCUAAUCCACCGUAACCCUAAGCCUCGUCUUUGCCGCAACUCUUCAACAGCUCCUCGCCGACGCAAGCAAAGCCCUACGGUUGUUAAAUCUCCGGCGGCGAAUCCAAAUCUUGUAAUGGAACAAGUCAAGAUCCUCAAACGCGGUGAGACAUUGAGCGCGUUUAAUAAGAACAAGGAAAACAUUAGCUCCGACGAUACAAGACGACCUGUUUUGAAGAUGAUAAAAGAUGUUGAUCUGAUUGUAUCGGCUACUAAUAGAAUUGGACCUGAACCAGAGAUUUUGAUGAAACAGAUCGGAGCUUUGGGAUUGCAGAGCUUCGCCGGAGCUAAUUGCUCUCUUUCGCCGCCUCCAAGCUGUGUUCCAAUUCCAUGUUUCUUAGGGACGAAGAACAAUCUCCUUGUUUAGAUCAUCUGAUUUGGGGAAAACAAAAACCCUAAAAUCGAAACCGUCUUUUGAUGGUCUCGUAAGAGCAGAUGUGUGAAGAAAUCCUGAGAUAGAGAGUAAACAAAUCUCUUUGUUUAUCUCAAAGAAGAAGAAGAAGAUGGAGAAUGUGAUCACAAAACGCCAAUUGCAACCAAAAUCUUUACUCUGUAAUCGAGUGUUUUGGUGUAACAGUCACUGUGACUAUUUUCAAUCGCUUUUUUUUAGUUUUGUUUCGGAUUUUGAAGUUUGUAGUUGUCACUUUCACAUGGGAUUCAAAUCUCUCCUUAUGCAAUAAAAAACCUUAUAGUAAUACAAACAUAAGUUUCUUGAA
Messenger RNA from Arabidopsis thaliana (thale cress), 824 nucleotides. RefSeq lists its product as uncharacterized. The transcript has a single exon. The record is from RefSeq and is marked reviewed. Bases 17 to 475 code for a protein of 152 amino acids. Lineage: Eukaryota; Viridiplantae; Streptophyta; Magnoliopsida; Brassicales; Brassicaceae.